Messenger RNA from Corticium candelabrum, 5692 nucleotides. Its product is annotated as DNA-directed RNA polymerase II subunit RPB1-like. Gene Ontology annotation, biological process: transcription by RNA polymerase II. Gene Ontology annotation, cellular component: RNA polymerase II, core complex. Gene Ontology annotation, molecular function: DNA binding. The coding region runs from base 72 to 5594 and encodes 1840 amino acids. The transcript is spliced from 13 exons. The record is from RefSeq and is a predicted model, not a curated record. Lineage: Eukaryota; Metazoa; Porifera; Homoscleromorpha; Homosclerophorida; Plakinidae.
GGGACGUGUUGCGCAGUUCAGUCGUUCUCUGCGCAGUUGGCUGCCGUCGUGCCGUGGCAGAUAUCGUGAGCAUGGCGACACAUGACUCUUCAGCGCCGGUCCGUGCAGUGAAACGGAUUCAGUUUGGCAUCUUCAGUCCUGAAGAACUCAAACGGAUGUCCGUGACCAUUCCCAGUGGCAUCCAGUAUGCGUAUACGAUGGAGGCCGGUCGUCCCAAGAUUGGCGGCCUCAUGGACCCACGUCAAGGCGCUGUAGACCGCUAUGCCAAGUGCCAAACAUGUGCCGGUAACAUGAAUCAGUGUCCGGGACACUUUGGUCACAUUGAACUCGCAAAGCCCGUAUAUCACGUGGGAUUUAUCACAAAGACUCUGAAACUUCUUCGAUGCGUUUGCUUUUAUUGCUCUCGUCUUCUGAUCGAUUCGAAGAACGAAAACGUGCAGGAGAUUUUGUCAAAGACGAAGUACAAUGCUGGACGUCGUAUGCAGGCAAUUUAUGAUUUGUGUAAGAGUAAGACGAUUUGUGAGACUGCAGAAGAGAGUGAACAAACUCAGGAAGGCGAAGCGACACAAACACCAGUGGUAAAGGGGCACGAGGGGUGUGGCCGAUUUCAGCCAAAGCUGAGACGAAAUGGACUGGAAUUGACCGGGGAAUGGAAGCAUGUGAAUGACGAGUCUCAAGAGAAGAAAAUCACUCUAAGCGCGGAGAGAGUUCACGAAGUGUUUAAGCGUAUUUCUGAUGAGGACUGUCAUAUACUUGGAAUGGAUCCUCGGUUUGCUCGUCCGGACUGGAUGAUCGUCACUGUGUUGCCCGUGCCACCUCUGGCUGUCAGACCUGCAGUCACGAUGUUUGGUACGGCUCGUAAUCAAGACGAUCUCACACACAAACUGGCCGACGUUGUGAAGGCAAACAACACACUACGGCGUAACGAGCUGAAUGGAGCUGCUGCUCAUAUUCUGAUGGAAGACGUCAGGAUAUUGCAGUUUCAUGUUGCUACGCUGGUUGACAACGAGAUACCUGGUAUGCCAAAGGCCAUACAAAGAUCCGGUCGACCUUUGAAGUCAGUGAAGCAGAGGCUGAAAGGAAAGGAGGGUCGAGUGCGAGGAAACUUGAUGGGAAAACGAGUCGAUUUUUCUUCUCGUGCUGUGAUUACUCCGGAUCCUAAUCUUCCUAUCGAUGAGUUGGGUGUACCGAGAUCGAUUGCUCAAAAUCUCUCGUUUCCCGAGCUCGUGACACCAUUUAAUAUUGACAGGAUGCAUGCACUUGUGAGGCGAGGAGCCACACAAUAUCCGGGAGCCAAGUACAUCGUACGAGACGAUGGCACUCGCAUCGACCUGCGAUAUCACCCAAAGGCAUCCGACAUUCACUUGCAGUUUGGAUACAAGGUUGAGCGUCAUAUUGUUGAUGGAGACAUUGUUUUGUUUAAUCGUCAGCCAACAUUGCACAGGAUGUCUAUGAUGGGUCAUAAGGUGCAUGUUUUGCCGUGGUCAACAUUCAGGAUCAACCUGAGUGUGACGACUCCAUACAAUGCUGACUUUGAUGGAGACGAGAUGAACAUGCAUGUUCCACAGUCAAUGGAGACGCGAGCUGAGAUCAGUGAGUUGAUAAUGGUGCCUCGUCAGCUCAUCACUCCGCAGUCUAACAGACCAGUCAUGGGCAUAGUGCAGGAUUCACUCACGGCUGUUACUAAAAUGACAAAGAGGGAUGUCUUUAUAGAAAAGGAUUCUGUCAUGAAUUUGUUGAUGUGGCUGCCAAGUUGGAAUGGUAAAGUUCCUCAGCCAGCAAUUCUAAAACCCAAGCCACUUUGGACCGGGAAGCAGAUCUUCAGUUUGAUUAUUCCUGGUCAAGUCAAUUGCAUUCGACUGCACAGUGCACAUGAUGAUAGUGAAGACGAUGGUCCAUAUCGUCACAUGACGCCAGCAGACACACGAGUGUUGAUUGAAAAUGGAGAACUCUUGACAGGCAUUUUGUGCAAGAAGUCUCUCGGUACAUCAGCCGGCAGUUUGGUACACGUAGUGGCAAUGGAACAAGGACAUGAAGUUGCACGAGAGUUUUAUGGAAACAUACAGACAGUCGUGAACAAUUGGCUACUGCUGGAAGGUCACAGCAUCGGUAUUGGUGAUUGUAUUGCCGAUUCUGAGACGUAUCAAGACAUACAGAAAACGAUCAGAGAUGCAAAGGCUGAAGUGAUUAAUGUUAUUGAAGAUGCUCACAAUGACAAAUUGGAUCCGACGCCAGGUAACACACUUCGGCAGACGUUUGAGAACCAAGUGAAUCGCCUUCUAAACGAUGCUCGAGAUAAGACGGGUGGAAGUGCGCAGCGUUCGUUGUCAAAUUUCAACAACUUCAAGGCGAUGGUUGUUGCCGGCUCGAAGGGAUCGAAAAUCAAUAUAUCACAGGUUAUUGCGUGUGUCGGUCAGCAAAAUGUGGAGGGAAAACGUAUUCCAUUUGGGUUUCGACAUCGCACUUUGCCUCAUUUUAUUAAAGAUGAUUACGGCCCUGAGAGUCGAGGUUUUGUUGAGAACUCUUACUUGGCCGGUCUGACACCCAAUGAGUUCUUCUUUCACGCCAUGGGUGGUCGAGAGGGUCUCAUUGAUACAGCAGUGAAAACAAGUGAAACCGGUUACAUUCAGAGGCGUUUGAUUAAAGCUAUGGAAUCAGUGAUGGUGCAGUAUGAUGGCACUAUCAGAAAUGCUCAACAGCAGUUAGUGCAAUUUUGUUAUGGUGAAGAUGGAAUGGAUGGGACGGCCGUGGAGUCACAGAAACUCCCUACUUUGAAACCAUCAGAUGUUGCCUUCCAACGUCGAUUCAAAUUUGAUUAUGAAGAUGAGCGCAUUAUGAGAAAUCACUUGCACGAUGAUGUAGUCAAAGAGGUGGUGUCAAGAGCUCAUGUUCAAGACGAGUUGGACCAAGAGUGGAGGCAGCUGUGUGACGACAGGGAAGCAAUCAGAGCCAUCUUUCCUAAAGGAGAAGACAGAGUUGUUUUGCCGGUCAACCUCGAACGUCUCAUUUGGAAUGCACAGAAAGUGUUUCACAUCGAUAUGCGACAGCCCACCGAUCUCUCUCCUCUUAAAGUCGUUGAGGGAGUACGAGAUCUCAGCAGUCGGCUGAUUGUCAUCGGCGGCGGUGAUCCCAUUAGUCGCCAGGCACAGCAGAAUGCGACUCUUCUCUUCAGCGUUCUUCUCAGGUCGAUAUUGUGUUCCAAGAGAGUAGCCUUCGAACACAAAUUAUCUGCAGAAGCAUUUGACUGGGUGCUGGGAGAGAUAGAAGCCAAAUUCAAGCAGGCAAUGGUGCAGCCUGGUGAGAUGGUUGGUGCUCUAGCUGCUCAAUCGAUGGGCGAGCCGUGUACUCAGAUGACUCUCAACACGUUUCAUUACGCCGGAGUGUCGGCAAAGAAUAUCACCCUGGGAGUUCCAAGGCUCAAAGAGAUAAUCAACGUCUCAAAACGACCGAAAACUCCAUCGUUGACCGUCUUUGUUCUCGGUGCUGCUGCGAACGAUGCUGAGAAGUGCAAAGAGAUUUUGUGUCGUUUGGAGCACACGACUCUUCGCAAGGUCACUGCAAACACGGCAAUAUACUACGAUCCUGACCCGAUGAACACAGUUAUUCCUGAAGAUCAAGAAUGGGUCAAUGUGUAUUACGAGAUGCCAGACUUUGAUGUCAGUCGUAUUUCGCCGUGGCUGCUGAGGAUCGAGUUGGAUCGUAAGCGUAUGGUCGACAAGCAGCUGACGAUGGAGCAAAUAGCGGAGAAGAUCAAUCAGGGAUUCGGCGACGAUCUCAACUGCAUAUUCAAUGACGAUAAUGCAGAGAAACUUGUGCUGCGCGUCAGGAUCAUGAACAGUGAGGGAGACAACAAGUUCCAGGAUGAAGAGACUCAGGUUGACAAGAUGGAUGACGAUGUAUUUCUAAGAUGCAUUGAAUCCAACAUGCUGACAGACAUGACUCUGCAAGGCAUCGAACAGAUCUCGAAGGUUUACCUGCAUCUGCCGAAAGAAGAAUCUAAGAAGCGCACGGUCAUUGACGAAACUGGUGCAUUCAAGAGCCUCACGGAGUGGAUCUUAGAAACAGACGGUGCAAACCUGAUGCGUGUGCUGAGCGAGGAGUUUGUUGACCCGGUGCGUACGACGUCCAACGAUAUUUGUGAGAUUCUGUCUGUUCUGGGUAUCGAGGCUGUGCGGCGAGCGUUAGAGAAAGAGAUGAAUCACGUGCUGUCGUUUGAUGGCACGUAUGUGAAUUAUCGUCACUUGGCUUUGCUGUGUGAGGUGAUGACAGUACGAGGGCACUUGAUGGCUAUCACUAGGCACGGCAUCAAUCGACAAGAGUGUGGAGCUUUGAUGCGAUGCUCGUUUGAAGAGACAGUCGACGUACUGAUGGAAGCCGCGGCAGCAGCUGAAGUCGAUCCAAUCAAGGGAGUUAGUGAGAACAUCAUCAUGGGCAAGGUGGGUCGCUUUGGUACCGGUUGUUUCGAUCUCUUGCUCGAUGCCGAGAAGUGCAAGGCCGGAAUGGAGAUUCCUGUCACGUCGACAAUGAUGAUGAUGGCUCCCGGUUUGAGUGGCGGCUCGUUCUUUGGCAAUGCGGGAUCUCCUGGUGGCAUGUCGCCUCAGAUGACACCCUGGAAUCAGGGAGCUACACCUUCCUACCAAGAGGCAUGGAGUCCCAGUAUUGGUGGUAUGACGCCCGGUGGACCUGCAUUCUCUCCAUUUGCUGGAUCAGAUGCCAGUGGUUUGAGUCCUGGAGGUGGUUACAGCCCCGGAGGUGGUUACAGCCCGGGAGGUGGUUACAGCCCCGGAUGGAGUCCACAGCCUGCAUCUCCUGCAAGUCCGACGAGUCCAAGAUAUUCUCCCAGUUCGCCAUCUUACUCUCCAACGUCGCCAUCGUUUUCGCCGACUUCACCGUCUUAUUCUCCUACAUCUCCAUCUUAUUCUCCUACAUCUCCGUCGUAUUCUCCCACCUCACCUUCUUACUCUCCAACGUCUCCAUCAUACUCACCUACUUCACCGUCAUACUCACCAACGUCGCCAUCAUACUCACCGACUUCACCAUCUUAUUCUCCUACAUCUCCGUCUUAUUCUCCUACAUCACCAUCUUACUCUCCAACAUCUCCAUCAUACUCACCUACUUCACCAUCGUAUUCACCAACGUCGCCAUCAUACUCACCAACUUCACCAUCUUAUUCUCCUACAUCUCCAUCUUAUUCUCCUACAUCACCUUCUUACUCUCCAACAUCUCCAUCCUACUCACCCACUUCACCAUCAUAUUCUCCAUCAUCACCUUCCUACUCUCCUACAUCACCCAGCUAUUCGCCUUCAUCUCCAUCUUAUUCUCCAUCAUCUCCUAGUUAUUCUCCUAGCAGUCCAUCCUAUUCUCCAUCAUCUCCAACCUACAAGUAUUCUCCUACAUCUCCUAAGUACUCUCCAACAUCUCCCAAGUACUCUCCCACAUCUCCAAAGUAUUCUCCAACAUCUCCUACCUAUUCACCAACAUCUCCAUCGUAUUCACCGACUUCUCCCUCAUACUCACCUUCAUCUCCAAAAUAUUCUCCAACGUCUCCAUCUUACUCACCUACCUCUCCAAGCUAUUCUCCGUCUUUUUCUUGAUGAAUUGUGCGAUUUUGUCUUGAAUGUACUUAAUUUAAUAUUGUGCGAUUUUGUCUUGAAUGUACUUAAUUUAAUUAAUGAAAGGUUUUAAUUAAAGA